Molecule: messenger RNA, 1710 nt
Organism: Equus caballus (horse)
Lineage: Eukaryota; Metazoa; Chordata; Mammalia; Perissodactyla; Equidae
Gene: C3H4orf17
Product: chromosome 3 C4orf17 homolog
Source: RefSeq, a predicted model, not a curated record
AAGCUAUGUAGUGUAUCUUAACAACCAGGGAGCCACCUAGGCUCCUUGGAGCAAGAGUGGGAGAAACUGGAGGGAGACAGCUAUAUUCUUUUGUAAGCAGUAGACUUUCGGCUGCUCUACCAAUUAAAAAUUCCCAACUCAAGUGCGAAGAUUUAAGGAAAUCAACAACAACUCAGUAUAGACCCAUUAUGAGGCUUGGAGGGUAUCAACACCCUUGAGUUCCUAUCAACCAGAACACCUUCUUCUAAAACUGUCUUCAGAGUGAAAGCAGAGUUUUAGCAUCACAGUUAAAAUGGAAUUAUAAACAGAACUGGCCACUUUCACUCAGCGGGUCCUUAGAGUGUUCCUCUGAGUCAGGAGGCCUCAGCCUGGCUUUCUCAGCACACAGGGUCUGAGCACCUCUGGAAGGGAUCAACAAGACAGACCCCAAGACCUUUUGUGGCAACAGUGGAGAGGGAGGAACCAACAGUCCAUGAACAUAAGCCUCAAAUCCCCGAUGUCUGCUCCCCAGUUUGAGAGCAAAGGCAGCCAUAUUAUGGCUAGAAAUGGAAGUUAUUUUCUAGUCAGGCACACCCCUCAUCCGAGAAGGGUCUGCCACAUCAAAGGUUUGAAUAACAUUCCAAUCUGUACUGUGAAUGAUGAUGAGAAGUUAUUGUGGGGUGUUGGCCAGUUCGGCCACUUAGAGAAGGACGAGAUGCCAUUUGCCAAAUGCAGUUACCCACCUAGCACUGCAGCCCUGGAGAGCCCCGUCAGAGAAGUCUCCCCAGCCCCCAACAGUGUCAAAGUGCCCCCACGGCCUCAUUCUGAGCCCUGUAAAAAAAUCAAGGAGUGCUUCAAAACUUCCAGAGAGAAUCCCUUAGCGAUUAAAAAGGAAGAAAUUAAGGAAAAGGAUCCACCAUCACCUCCACAGGCAUGGUCCACUUCCGGCUCCUGUUCUUCGGAGGCGAUACAUACCAAGACUGACGUCAAAGAGAACACUAUUCGCAUACCAAGCUAUCUGGAUCAGGAAAUCAAAAUUCUGGCAAAGCUCUGCAACAUUUUACAUACCGAUUCUCUGGCAGAAGUUCUACAGUGGCUGCUUCAUGCAAGUUCAAAAGAAAAAGAGUGGAUCUCAGCUUUGAUUCACGCUGAGCUGACUGAGAUAAACUUAUUGGCUCACCAGCGAAGAAACACCUCAGCAGAACCAGCAGCAGAAACUGGGAAGCCACCCAAAGUUAAAUCGCCCCUAAAUUCAACCGCAAAAUCAAAAGUGCUGACCAGAUCUAGGGAAGGACCUCACCUGGCCAGAGUAUCAAGUCAAGGAUCUGAAGGAAAUAAGGAAGUGCCGAAAGAGGCUGAGCACAAGUCCCCAUUGUUUAUAAGAAGAAAUGAGAUGAAAAUACCUAUUACAGAAUAUUUCAGCAAACCAAAGUCUCCUCCUAGGCCUAAAACUCAGGAGAGCGUAGCAACAAAAGCAGGUUCAGCAAGAGCAUACAACAAGGAGACGUUCUCUCUCCCCAGAGAGCGUUUUAUCCUGUGAAAUACCACAGGUAGAGAUUCUCGACCCAGCUAAGUCUUUCACAAAUAGGCUUCACUUUGUUACAACGUCAAAUUAUUUUAAAAAAAUAUUCUUGUGUCAAGGAAUCAAUACAUCCUCUAUGUGGUGGCACAGGUAAAUCUCAAAGCAUCUGUAUAUAAUGUCACCAAAUAAAUAUUAAUGGAGACAAUGUU